CACACAACAGUUCAACUUCCUGCUUGUCUCUCUGUGUGUGUGUUUGUGGUUUUGACGAAAAAGCAGAGAGAAAGAGAAUGAGUAUAGGUGGAUUGGGUGGCACUCACUAAAAAAGCGACACAAGUUGAAGCUGACAGCAGCAGAAAGCAGGAUAAUGGAGCCACAACAGAUCAGAGAGGGAUACUUGGUGAAAAAGGGUACAGUGCUAAACUCCUGGAAGCCAGUGUGGGUUGUGCUGUCAGAAGAUGGGGUGGAAUUCUAUAAAAAGAAAACAGACCAUUCUCCAAAAGGAAUGAUCCCACUAAAGGGAGCCAUGCUCAACAGUCCUUGCCAGGAUUUUGGCAAGAGGAUGCUGGUUUUCAAGAUUACCACAGAGAAGAAGCAGGCUCACUUCUUCCAAGCCUCGCAUGUGGAGGAGAGAGAGUUUUGGGUCAAGGACAUCAAGAGAGCCAUUACCUGCCUACAGGGGGGAAAAAAGUUUGCCAGGAAGUCUACAAGACGCUCCAUUCGCCUGCCUGACACAAUCAACCUGACUGAGCUGUACACGCUGAUGAAAGACCAGGAUGAUGGAGUGAAAGAGUUAAAACUGGAGCAGGAGAAUCGAGUCUUCAACCACUGCUUCACUGGUGCGACAGUGGUAGAGUGGCUGAUUUCAAAGGAGAAAGCGAGAAAUAGGCCCGAGGCCCUCAUGUUAGCAAUAGGGCUCCUGAAUGAGGGUUUUCUCCAGCCUGCGGGUGACCUGUCAAAAGAGGGAGCAGAGAGCGGAGAGCAAACAGCCUUCUUAGAUGAGACAAAUGCUCUUUAUUACUUUGCAGAUAGUGGGUUCUUCUGUGAAGGCUACUCCAGUGAUGAAGAUGUGCUUGUGAAGGAAGAAUUCAGAGGAAACAUCAUAAAACAGGGCUGUUUACUUAAACAGGGACAUAGGAGAAAAAACUGGAAGGUACGAAAGUUCAUACUGAGGGAUGACCCUGCUUAUAUGCAUUAUUAUGAUCCUACAAAGGGUGAUGACCCUCUGGGCUCCAUCCAUCUCCGUGGGUCUGUGGUGACAGCUGUGGAGUUUGUGCCUGAUGCCAAAAAAUACGACGUUGACGGCAACCUCUUUGAGAUCAUCACCUCAGAUGAGACUCACUACUUCCUCCAAGCUGCUACAGGCGAAGAAAGAAAGGAGUGGAUCAAAGCAGUACAGGCAGUGUCAAAAAGUGGAAAAUAACAGGAGCAGUGAAGCAGCUGUGUAAUAUAUGCCAGCCACAGUUGAACCUCUUGAUUGUAAAAUCCCAUGUUUGAACCAUCUAUAAUUACAAUUAACAAUGUGUCGGCUAAGUAUGACUGAAUUCUUAUUAUACUGUAGUGCUAAGUUGUUCUAGAGUAAGUGGCACUCUUAGUGUAUACAAGAGUUUCACUCUUGCAUACACUAUCAAACUAAUGUUACAAUGUUUUUGUGCAGUAACUAAUUAAAGAGAAAUAAAAGCUAAAGUCUAAAUUUAACAGUAUAAUGUUUUAUCACCAAUGCCUAAUUGUAUUUCCAAGAAGGCUGAUCUGUGAUCAUCUUCAAAUAUACAGAUGAUAUACAACUGUGCAGAAUUUUGUAGUUGUUGCAUCUUUUAACUUCCAAAAAGUCAGAAACUUAAAAACUGUCUGUUUGAAUAUAAGAGGCAGUAAAGAGGAAAGAGGCACUCUG
Siniperca chuatsi (mandarin fish) is the source of this 1678-nucleotide messenger RNA. It is a transcript of the gene plek, whose product is annotated as pleckstrin. The coding region runs from base 155 to 1210 and encodes 351 amino acids. Gene Ontology annotation, cellular component: plasma membrane. Gene Ontology annotation, biological process: actin cytoskeleton organization; intracellular signal transduction. Lineage: Eukaryota; Metazoa; Chordata; Actinopteri; Centrarchiformes; Sinipercidae. The transcript has 9 exons. The record is from RefSeq and is a predicted model, not a curated record.